ACAAAACAUUUAAACUACGCAUUAAGCUUGUGCGUGGGAAACGAUUCGUGUUUAAUUUUUAGUUGUAGAGCCAGUCGCUUCAGCGAAGCAUUAAACAAAGUUGCAAUAUCUCGAACAGCAGGCUGUUAGCAUUAGUCUAGAACAAUAAAAGGUUGCGAAAACAAGUGCAGCAGCAGAGAAACAGCGCCAAACGAAAAGUAAAACGCAUUUUUCCUUACGCAUACAUUGACACAAAAAGCGAAUAGACACACACACACACAUACGGAAACGUUAAGGGCCAAAAUAACUCGGGCAAAAAUUAAAAAAAUAACUUAAGCCGAGAAUAUAGGCAAUAACAAAAUCAAGUUAUUUUUGGUGUGACGUGUUGAACACUCCCCGCACUCACACACACUCGCAUCCAUACAAAAUACCGAUAUAAACAAAAUGUCUACGACACCAAAAUCUGAAGAUUUGCUGGGUGAAUCUUGGAUUGAACUGAGCACGACGGCUGCAAUGGCUGGCAUCAAGAGCCCCGACAGAAUCACACCGCUGCCAUUUAACAAUGGCGAGGAGUACUUGCGACUGCUGCGCGAGGCUCAGCGCGAAUCGAACCAGUCGAGCCGUGUCGUCUCCUUGGCCAGUUCUCGUCGUGAUACGCCCCGUGAUAGCCCCAAAAGUCCACCGAACAGCCCACAGUCGGAGCUCUGUCCGGACGAUGAGCUCAGAAAUGUCUACAUAAACUACUGGACCAAGGCUGGAGAUAAACAGAAUGCAGACAAUGGUGAUUGGUUGAAGAACUGGAAUCGCAAUGCCGAAGAGCAGCCACCCAAAAACUGGAAAUUCGAGUCGGUCAGCAACACAGACGGCGAAGAGGAUGAGAAAAAGAAGACUACAACUGGCUACUCCAUUCGCUUGAAGCGUCUGGGCGCCAACUCGCUGUUCUCCCGCGAAAUCCUAUACUCGCUGCUGGUAACCAAUGUCCUGUCCCUGCUUCUGGGAGCCGGUUUUGGAUUGUGGUUGAGCAAGCGCGGCAUACUCCUCACUCGCGUGGUCAUUGACUGAAAGAUGCCAUAAACAAAAAGAAAAAACGAAUUCAGAAGAAACAGCAGCAGAAAGUUUAUAAAAACGUUUUCAAUCUAUCAAUAUGCACACAUCAAUCGAAAAAACAGAAGACGAAUCGAAGCGUUCCAUAUAAGAUGUCGGAGUAUACAUACAUAUAAUAUAUAUAUAUACAGCCAACCGUAUUCCAACUCACUUUGUAUUUCUGAUCGAAGGUCUACAUUUUCGGCCACAUCUCUCUCAUUCAGUACAUACCUUAUAACAAUGUUAAUUCGUAAGCUACACUGGCCGUCUGGGCUCCGCGGGUUGAACAGUUUUUUUUUAAAUACAUAUUUUAUAUACAUAAUUUUAUAUAUAUUUAACACGAGAUACUAUAUCAAGGCAGAGAUAUCCAAGCGAGUAGGGCAUUUAUAGAGGCAUUACUUGCCCUAUACCCUUUGCUUUUAGCACCCAAUCGUAAUCGUAACCGUAAUCCAAUACAAAUGUACGCCAAACUCCAUUUGAAGAAUAUCAACUUCAUUGUCCAUCAUACAUCCAUCAUAUACAUAGAACCAUCAUUACAUUCGUAGGCAUAUUGUAGUUGAAUAAUAAUCUGUAAUCCAGGUCAUACUUUUUGUUGUGCAUUCGUAAUAUGUUGUUUUGACGAUUUUUCUAGCAUAUAGAAAAAUCGCGAUAAAUAAAACAAAAAAAUCAGAUAUGGCAAACAUA
Drosophila serrata is the source of this 1746-nucleotide messenger RNA. RefSeq names its product BCL2 interacting protein 3 (gene BNIP3). Gene Ontology annotation, biological process: positive regulation of apoptotic process; mitochondrial outer membrane permeabilization. Gene Ontology annotation, cellular component: mitochondrial envelope; mitochondrial outer membrane; nucleus. Lineage: Eukaryota; Metazoa; Arthropoda; Insecta; Diptera; Drosophilidae. The record is from RefSeq and is a predicted model, not a curated record.